Molecule: messenger RNA, 1900 nt
Organism: Mytilus trossulus (common blue mussel)
Lineage: Eukaryota; Metazoa; Mollusca; Bivalvia; Mytilida; Mytilidae
Exons: 3
Coding region: 1-1713 (570 amino acids)
Source: RefSeq, a predicted model, not a curated record
AUGAAGACAGUGCGCAGAGAAAAGGAAAAUAUUUUUUGGACAAGAGGGUUUAUUCUUCACCCUGACCCUCUGGGAAUAGCAAUUUUACCAGACCAGCCUACUGAGUUCAAGGGUAGCAAAAGUCGUUUAGUUAAAGUGUUAUACCAAGGUGCUGGAGACUAUAGUCAGACACGAGCCGUUCCACAGAGAGAGCCAUGUUUUAAGGGAGGCCUUACCCAAGACCAAGCAGAUAUUGUGACCAAUCAAGUCAACAAUUAUGAGAAAGGUGUUGUUGACAAACAAACUGAGACUGAUUCUGUAAUCAUACUAUCAGACGAGAAAGAUUUACAGAAUAUACUGGCAGAUUACAAGCCAACUCCAAAGACCACAUCAGUGUCAACACAGACCGAUCCCCCUGAAAUUCCAGAUAUUAGAAGCCAGAUCAUCGAAAUUCUCAGGGUAGUAAAAGACAUCCGUAGACACAUCCCAUCAUCACAGCAAUCCUUUUCCAAAGAGUUACAGGACUUAUCACCAUUCCCAUCAUCUGAUUUACAAGACUUAGACCUAAUGGAAUAUGUGACCGGUUCACCUCCAUCAUCUAAAUCAACACCAACAGACAGCUUUGAUGCAACUGCAUUAUUUACUUCUAUGUUAUGUCAAGCAGCAAGUAUGCCAUCAGCAAGUUCUAUCACUGGCCCUUCACUCGAGCAAAUGAUGACUACAACACAGCCGAUACCAUCAUCAGUAGCUUCUUCAUCUGGCCAUGCAGAUCAACAAUUGCCUACUACAUCAACAACUUGUAACACAUACAACUUGUCACAACAAACAGAACAACAGGUCAGCACAACAGACAUUUCAGUACCUAUCACCACAGUUGCAGAUAUUCACAUAUUCCCCAAGAAAGUAUCAGCAACACCAGGACCAAAUUCACUAAUUUCUAGUCAAAUUUCCAAUGCACUUCAGCAUGGCACAACAGCAGCCCAAAACAUGCCAACAUCAAUAACGAGACCUAGAAUCCGCACUCUGCCUCCAAUUGACGAGCAUGACAUCAUAACCUCUGCAUCAGACAUUGUUUCUACACCAUCAGAGUCAGUGGAUUUCACAUCAUUAGAUAUUGAUAGCUCUCCAGGAUUUAACCCUACACCAGUAACACUAUCCCCAGUUCUACAUUCAUCUCCAGAUAUAACACUUCCUUUGAAUAGUACCAUUGCUCCAUUACCAGACAUUGCUCCAUUUACAGAAGCUAAUACCACUCCAGCCAAUCAGGUUUCAUCAGCCAUACAUCAUGUACCUCAGACAUUAUUGCAACCAACAUUACCACUGUCAUCAAAUUCCUCUUCUACAAGGGAUACAAUUCAGUCAUCUGUAGCUUUACAUCAUUUCAGACCAGCAAACGUUUACAACUGCUAUCCUGGACCAAUUCAUCAAGUAAAAUGUAACACAGAUAUUGAAAUUGACUUCCUUGAACUCCGAAUUCAUCCUGAUACAGUCUGUAAAGUUUCAAGCAAUAGCCUAACUGAUUCUCAAUUCAUCUUUAACUUGGCAAAAGAGUUGUUUACUCCUGCAGAAAUGUUUGGAAGGAACUACACCGGUCAGAAAGGGAAACAAAGUCUAUCACCAAGAAGGAAGCAUGCCCUUGAGCACUGUGUUUUUGACAUCAAAGGACCACACAUGCUAAAACAGAUUGGGUCCUCCAUCAACAACGGGAUACGCAACUUGUUCCGAAAGAGAUAAAUUUGAACACGCUUUUUGACAUUUAUUUAUAACAAUGGACUAAAUAUAUUCACUUGGUGAUAAACAAUUAUUAUAAACAGUUAUCGUUAUUGUUCAUUUAAAAUGGACUUUUCCUUAUUAAUAAUUUAUGGACAUUAGUUUUGUGGCUAAAUAGCUUUCAUUUACCUAUUAAGGUGUGAAAUAGUAA